This is a messenger RNA of Gopherus evgoodei (Goodes thornscrub tortoise), 4367 nucleotides long. RefSeq lists its product as uncharacterized. The record is from RefSeq and is a predicted model, not a curated record. The transcript is spliced from 2 exons. Lineage: Eukaryota; Metazoa; Chordata; Testudines; Testudinidae. Bases 2480 to 3502 code for a protein of 340 amino acids.
GGCACGCCAGCGAGGGAGGGCACACAUGGGGGGGGGUGGGAUCUGCUGCCGGCCCUGCCCUGCCCCAGCAACUGCUGGCCGGAGCCCAGCAAGGCAAAGGGUGGGUCCCUGAGAGGGAUGAGCCCAAGGGCAGGACUUGCUGGGCCCCUCCCUUCCCCUCCCCAUUCCCCAGAGAAGGCCCAUGCAGGAUCAGGCCCACACGAGGCUGUUGCUAGGAUGCUCCGGAGGGGCCCGGGAUUUGUGUGGGGCACUCAGCGGGCAGCAGCUUCCUUGCCCCCCUGCUGGGAGCAGGACUCCUGUCUUGGGCUGUGAACACUUGGGGAACAGCUUGACUCAGGAAUCCAGGCACUGCUGGCUCAGCGCCGAGACGUCCAGGGCCCCCUCGCGGGCGAGGUCAGCCUGUGCCAGCUUGGGGGGCCCACAAGACAAAGGCCAUGGCUGUCACUGGCUCUGUGCUGCCCCCAUCUCACAGGCAUGGGCCCUCCAGCCCGCCCCCACGGCCAUCCCCAGGCCAUGAGCACCCCCUGCCCCAUAGCUGCCUGCUGCCCCCACUGCUGCACGAGUAGGCUGGGGGCGCAGCCCCGCCCUGGCAGAGCUCAGUCUGGGAGGCUCUGGAGCAGCAGGGAAGAGGUAUUCUGGGGGGUGCCUUUAGCAGGGCACACUUGGGGGGGUGUAUUGGGGUGGGGGUACAUGGCAGCUUACAGGGAGCUCGUGCUCUCUGGGAUGCCCAUUCCAGUAUCACCCUACUGACACUAUGGGGAGGGGGAGACUGGGGCAUUGCUCAGGGAGUCCUUCCCCUGCCCCCCCACCUCCCUGGGGUGGAGUAUGCAGCUUCCUCAGCCCAGCCCCCCAGCACUGAGAACCACCCCCCAACGAGCAGAGCCUGAGUAGCGUUACCACCUUUGACCUGCAAAAAGAACCAGGAUGCAAGGCAAACCUGCUGCCACCCCAACCACAAGGCAACUCAGCAACCCCUCCCACCCACACCCCCUAAAAAACCAGCCACUUCCAGUACCCAGCGAGAGCACAGACAGACAACAUUGCACAUCUCCUCACAUGCACGGGACUCAGCCCCUCUCUUGCACACGAGUGGGGCCCUUGCGGGGCUCUGGGCAGGCAGCUGCUGCAUUUUCACCAGUUUGGAUUGGUUCUCAGUCGUACUGCGGAAGCAGGAAAGCUGCAGCAGCUUCGGUCCGACACCGAAACUUUUACCACGAGCCAGCCCCGUGCGUUGGAAGAAUAAUGCAAAUCCUUAGACCCACAUAAAAAACCCGGCAGAUUAAAUUAUUUUUCUGGCAAAUUGAUAAAUCACUGGCCAGGCUGGUCAAAUACCAACCAGAUGGGAACCCACCUGGCACAGAGGAGGCACAUACAGGCCUGACCGAAGUAGCAGGCUGCCCAGCGAGGGGCUGCCAGGACCACGGGGUGCUCAGGGCCUCCGGGAGCUGGGCCAGCUGCUCCUGGACCCCUGGCCAUGGCUCGUUGCCUGCCACAGGGUCCCCAUAGGUGGAGCACGCCCCCUCUGCAGCCUCCCCUGCCCCUGCCACAGGGACCCACUGAGCCAGGAGUCAGAGACCUGGCUCCAGCCACGCAGCGGAGCUUCUUAGGGGUCAGCACAGGUGCCUCCUGGCCUCCCGGGGCUCCCAGCAGGGUCCUGGGCCAGGCGUACCAGGGACCCCCGUGCGCUGAGGCCUAGGACCGCAGUGCCCUCCUGGGAUCCUGUGUCCAGUUCUGGUGCCCACAAUUCAAGAAGGAUGUCGCUGAACGGGAGAGGGGUCAGAGAAGAGCCGUGAGAAUGAUGAACAGGUUGGCAAACAGCUGCAUCAAUUGAACUUCUCUUUGGGAGGCUACGGGUGAUGCUCACCGUCUGGAAGUACCUAUAGCUCUGCCGUCUAGCAGAGCGCUAACACCCUCCAAUGGUUGGGGGCAGAAGCGAGACACAUUCAGACAGGAAAUGAAGGCGGAUGUUUUAACGGUGAGAGUAAUUAGCCAUCGGAGCAGGUCCCCAAGGGCCGUGGUGGAUCCUCCAUCAUGGACAACUUUUAUCUCGAGACUGGCUGCGUUUUCAAAGGGGAACAUGGAGCAGGUCUCUGGCCUGCGUGGUGCAGCAUGAUCACAACCGGCCCCUCUGCCCUUGCAAUCCCUGCCUGGGGCUGUGACUCGCCCCCCCCCGUGGGCCCCCCCCACAGGGCCAGGAAGGGUGACUGCAGCAAGGUCAACCCAUAUGAGUAAAGCAGAUGCAUUCUUCCCCAGCUGCAGGAGGAGAGAGGCUGCCCAUGGGUGCCUCUGCUGCCUGGACAUGCCGGGGCUAAUGGGACCCCCACACAGUGCAGCAAAGCCCCUCAGUCAGGCCUAGAACCAUAGAUUUAGCCUCCCCGUGAGGCCGCUUGGUGACAGAAACCACCAGCUCAGCAGCCUUGGGGCUGGGUUUAGGGCACAGCUAGCACCGGAGACAUUAGCCUACGUCCCAAAUCUCAGCAUGGGCAGUUGGCCAUGGCUUCCCGAAACUCAGCCUGUGGUUUCAGUUGGAAACUCAUUGGUGUGUCUGUCACCUGCCUCUGUAAUGCAGCCACCUCUGGAGUGGGGCGUGGCUGCUGCACAGCAUGCCAGCAUAGUGCAGGAAGGGGAGUGGGCAUUGUAUCAGAUUGAUGCAGCAGGGCUGGGGAGGAGUGGAAUUUGGCCAGGAGGCGGGGAUCAGGCCCCUGCUUCUGUUAAAUCCCAGCAGCCAAGGCCCCCUGGUGUGGACAUCCUCCCUCCUCCCCCCGCAGCCCCUCACCCUGAGUUGUGGCUGCAGAGCUUUUGUUUGCCACCAAGGUGCCUGGUGGGAAGCACAAAGCAGGAGAAGAGCUGGAGCCAUCAGGUGAGCACUCACAGGCUCCUCCUGGGACGGACCUUUCCCCCACCCCCCAGUUCUCCCCGCCCAGUGCUCUCCCCAAGCCCUGGGGGAGGUGUAUUAAAGACCCAGGCAGCCCCAUCUGCAGGGGUGGCAUGUGGGGAAGAGAGGCUUCUGCUCAGAUCCUGCCAGCUAGACAGGCUGUGGCUUCCCGGCUUCCCCAGCAUCGGCCUGGCUGUGACUCCAGCCCAAAGGCCUGGCACCCUCCUGGCCAGCACCCACUGCUCCAUGAGCAGGAGGGGAAGGGGUCCCAGGAAGGGGUUACCCUGUCCCCAUCUCCUCCAGCCAGCACCCCUCCCGCUGGGGCAGGCCCAGCCCCCAGGCCAUCUGCCUAGGCUCAGCUCGCCCGCCAUGUGCUCCGGGUGCUCUCAGGCACGGCUUGGCACGGCUUGGGGAAGGCAGGCGUGUCCAUGUGGCUGCUGCAGAGAGCCCCUUCCCACCUCCCCUCUGGCCCCGGGUGCCCCGAGGGGCCAGCUGCGUCUGAGUGAGCAGCCCCACAUGGCAGGAAGGGCCCAACCGCUCUCUAAGGCUCACGCAUCCUGUGGGCACCAGCUGAGCCUGGCCCCAAACACAUCAUCUGGGGAGGCAGCUGAAACUUGGCCCAGGUGAGGCCGAGUCUCAUCCCCUAACAGGGCCGGUUCCUCUAGGAUCUGCCCCUCCCCGAUCCCUGCUUGUCUCUGGGCCAGCCUGUCAGGCCCACCUUGCUGCCUGCAGUCCCACCAGCUCCCCACUGCCAUGGGGCUGGGAAGGGCCCCGCCUCGCUCUUGGAGAGGGGAGAGCCGCUCCGGUUCACGCUGUGCUAACCGGUUCCUGGAGGGCCAGCUGUGGGAAGGGGUGGGGAGCAGGAGGAAGACGGCUACACCUGGGAGACUGCUGAGUGUUGCAGGCUGCCCCGACCCGGAGCCUGCCUGGACCUGAAGCCGGGUGCCCCGAGAAGAGAGAAGGACGACAGACCCUAAAAUGAAUGGCACUCUCGCAGCUGACGAGCCAGGCUGCCUAAGAGACCGCCCACCCGCCAGGAUCCUGUCACCCGCUGCAGGCCGAGGCAGAGACAAUGCGAGGGACCCAGGAGACCAAGACCCUGCCAGCUAGCGCUGGGCGGGUACCUCUUCCGAUUUAUCAGUUUAUCUUCCAUCACACUAUCAGCUCAGCUUGUGCUGUACAGCAGAACUACUCAGCAUCCCUAACUCUUGGGGAAGCCAGCACCAUCCUGUUAUCGCGUGUGCCAGGAGUGAGGCUGGUCACCUCCUAUUACCAGGUUCUCAAGGAAAGGCAUGAGUUUGUUAGGUUAAGGUACUUACAAUAGGAAAGUUACCACCAGGAGUUCUGGGAUUCUCUUACUGUUUUGCACUCAUAAGUUUAAUAGUAUUUAUUAUUCUUUUGUUCAUCUCAAUAAAGUUUUUAUCAAAUUAGUAUUGUCCUCAGUGUAAGAGCUUUUGCCAAGCACCCCGAGAGUCCUCUCCCGAUAUAGAGC